Coccomyxa subellipsoidea C-169 is the source of this 1308-nucleotide messenger RNA. RefSeq names its product RNI-like protein. NCBI's taxonomy places the organism in Eukaryota, Viridiplantae, Chlorophyta, Trebouxiophyceae, Coccomyxaceae. The transcript is spliced from 5 exons. Gene Ontology annotation, molecular function: protein binding. The record is from RefSeq and is a predicted model, not a curated record. Bases 1 to 1308 code for a protein of 435 amino acids.
AUGAGGAGCCUGCAUGUGACAGCAUGCGAGGGAGUAUCAGUGGCGGCUGCACUUCCCUUGCUGCCGUGCUUUGCCGGACUAGAAGUGCUGCGCAUAGAGGAGCUGGAUGGGUUCUGUGACCACGGUGUCACACUGCAGGCGCUGUCAGGGAUGACUAAUCUGCGCAGCCUUGCCGUGACCCUGGGAGGGGGGUUCAUGCACACGUGGCCUGAUCUGGCGCGCAUGCAAAAGUUGGAAACCUUGGACAUGCGCGGCUGCCCGGCCUACGGGGAGCCGUGGGCGGCAUGGGCACACAUGCCGGCCUGGAUGACUAAGCUUACCUCGCUGCGCAGCCUCAGCAUCGGGUGUGCAGGCUUUACAGAGGUCCCUCCAGUGGUGGCAGCCCUCACACAGCUGACGCGACUCGCCAUCAAGGACAGCUGCCUGGGAGAUUCCACCGGCCCGGCCGCAGCCCCCGGGAAGCUUCCUAUGACUGCGCGGCUGCCGGUUGGCUUCCAGCAUCUCACCAACCUCAAGUCCCUCUCUUUGGGCACCUGGUGUGGGAACAGCCUGCCGGACGAGAUCUGCAUGCUGACUAACUUGGAGGAGCUCAGCCUGACGGGGGAGCUGCCCUGUGACCUGGACGGCUGCGCCGUUGACUACGAGGAUGACUACACGGGGGCGCCAGAUCAGGCAGCGCAGGAUUUUGCCCUGCCCAAGAGGUUUGGGCGCCUAAGGAAGCUGCGCGUCUUGAGACUGGACUGCCAUAUGGGCAUGUGGGAGCUGCCUCCACAGGUGUUGCAGCUGACAGCCCUGGAGUCUCUGGACCUGUCCAACACAUCUCUGCGGAGCUUACCAGACAACCUGCACGCAUUGUCAAACCUCACGCGGCUGCGCCUGGCUUCCUGCAGCUUCAUGCGGCUUCCGGCGGCCGUCUUCAGCGUUCCCUCCCUGCGCCACUUGGACCUCGGCCGCAAUGCUGAUCUGUCGCUCGGGGAUCUGAAUCGCACGCAGCUGACAUGGCUCGCCAGCUUAGGCUCGCUGAACAUCGCCAAACUUGGUGACUGCGUUUGGGAACGCCCCUGCCUCCCCACCCUCGCUUUCCUGGAGGCAGCUUCCCGGCAGCGGCGGCUGCUGCUUCGAAUGGAUGCAGCUGAAGCUUCUGGGCAGCUACCUUACAAGGGACGGCGGUUGCAACGCAAAGGUCUCUGGAAGAAGGGUGGCAUGGGUGAGACUUGCGUGCUGGAGAGGUGCUGGGAAGGGAGCGCGAGCGUUGGUGUAAGAGAAGCAAAUGGGCAGCUGGUGCAGAUCUGUGUAGACAUUCCUUAG